AUGGAAGCAGUCUUAAAAAACGCCGAUCAGCAACAUGAAUAUGCAUCUCUUGAAGAAAUAGGCAAAACAGCGGAAAAUCGGUCGUUAUGGCUUCUCAAGGUAAUAUCACAAGAUCCAACUCUACCGAUCAUUUGGAUAGAUGCUGGAAUACAUGCUAGGGAGUGGAUUUCUUCGGCCACUGCUUUCUAUACAAUUGAUAAGCUCCUUUCCAAAGAUGGCAAGCAUUUACUAGGAAUGUAUCAAUUCUAUAUUGCGCCUAAUGUCAACCCUGAUGGCUAUGUAUACAGUUAUACUAGGGAUCGAUUAUGGAGGAAGAAUCGCAGCAAGAAUGACCGGGACAACUGUCCAGGUACUGACAUCAACCGAAACUUUCCGUAUAAAUGGGGUCUAAAAGGAGCAGCAGACGAUGAGUGCACUGGAAGCUACCGAGGCAAAAGUGCCGCCGAUCAACUCGAGACUCAACAUUUAAUUAAGAAGCUCACAUCGGUCGCAAAUCACACUAAGCUCUUCUUAACACUCCACGCUUAUGGUCAGAUGAUUUUAAUGCCCUAUGGCUACGAGAGUGGUGCUAGACCAACUAACUUUGAAGAACUGAAACGAAUUGCACUCAAGCUUGUAUUCAAACUCUGGGGGAAGCAUAACACUAUUUAUUCAACAGGAGCGCCAACUGAUCUCCUUUAUCCUGCGUCUGGAGGCUCAUUUGAUUUCACUUGUGGAACACUGAAAAUUCCCUACUCCUUCGCAAUUGAGCUUCCAGACACAGGAACCUAUGGAUUCCUACUUCCGCCUUCCUUCAUCGGUCAAAUUGGCGAACAAAUGUGGGAUGCUCUUCAAGUCUUCGUUGAAGAAAUGAAGUAG
Molecule: messenger RNA, 858 nt
Organism: Rodentolepis nana
Lineage: Eukaryota; Metazoa; Platyhelminthes; Cestoda; Cyclophyllidea; Hymenolepididae
Source: the annotation of a GenBank genome assembly